UAUCCUUGAAAACGACUGACUGAAAUUUCUCUUCCCAAUAGCCGUCGGCUUUCUUUUUAUUUUAGUUAAUAGAUCGAUUUUGAAAUGAGGUGAGGACUUACUAUACCCAUAUACUGAGCAUACGAAGAGAGCAAGAGGUACAAAUCUAACCACGAAAACCCACUCCUAGGGUUUAUCAUCUCCAUCAAUCUCACCGCCAUUACCCGCCAAACUCCGCCGCACUCCGGCGACUCCUUCUCCGUUUUCGGCAUCGAAAAUGGGCGGUGCCACCAACAGAUUCUUCACCCUUCUCUCCAGCAGCAGCGCCGCCCCGAUUCCUCUCCUCCUCCACCAUCAUCAUCGUUCUCCUGGUCUCCUUCGCCUCUCUCGCCGCCCCAAACUCCCUCUCCUCUCAUCUUCCCUCUCUUCUUUCUGUGGCCGCCGGCACUACCUUACUAUCUCUCCCUUCUCUCCCUCCUCUUCCUUCGUUCGAAAAGCGUCGCAGCAUUUCCAUUCCCAUGCCGGUACUUCUUCGCUCAGCGAAACCCAUUCCUCCAAUUCCGCCUCAGCCACCGUCUCUUCAUCGUCGUUGGCUUCGGCUUCUUGGGCUUCGCACCCGUGGCCCGAGUGGUCCAGCCUUGUCAAUUCACUUUCUGCCUCUGGUUAUUUGAAUAGGAACCUGGGAAUUGUCAGAAAUGAUGAAUUCGUCGGAGUCGAGGGUUUGCCCGAGGAUUUCGCACUCGCCGCACGCGCUUGUUUGGCGUUCGCGCGAGAAAGAGCUAGUCUUGUGAGAUUGCUUUCAAGAAGAGAUGUGGAGGUGGUGGUUGAAAAUGGGACUCCUUUUCUUUUCAACGAUGCUGAUGGUUCUGCUACAAGACUCGGGUCAUUUCCAUCCGAUAGCCAAACCAAUGUAUUGGAUAGUGAUAAAGUACAAACAGUUGAUCUGAUGAGGUUUAUAUUAAGUUAUGCAAGCAAUCCCAUUUUCCCUUCAAAGAGUAAUAAUUACAACAACAGAGAACUUGUCGAACCAUCUGUCCGGAAUCUGUUGAGCGAAUUGGCCAAGUUGUGUUAUUGUGCUCCAGAGUCGCGUUCUUUCGGUUCAGGCCCAAGCCAGUUCCCUGACAGAAAUGGACGAACUUUGAGGCCUUUGGGGCAAAAUAUUGAAAUGAAAAGAGGCGAUUGGAUUUGCCCAAGGUGUAAUUUCAUGAACUUUGCAAGGAAUAUGAAAUGUCUUGAAUGUGAGGAGGCACGACCAAAGAGACAGCUGACUGGUGGGGAAUGGGAGUGUCCUCAGUGUGAUUUCUUCAACUAUGGGAGAAAUACUGUAUGCUUGAGGUGUGAUUGCAAGCGCCCAGGAGGGGCUUCAUUUGCAAGUGCUAGGUUAGAUAUGGCAUAUGAAAAUGGUAACAAUGCAACUAUUGAGAACAGGCUGGCAGCCAAUGAAGAGAAGGCACAGCGGUGGUUUAGUAAGAUAUCUCAGCUGGACAAUACUGAAGGCUUGAGCAGUGCAGAUGAAGAUUUUCCUGAAAUAAUGCCUUUGAGGAAAGGAGUGAAUAGAUUUGUUGUGAGUACAAGGAAAACACCGCUAGAGAGGAGGUUGACCAAUUCUCAAUACCAAAGCAAUUUGGGUAAUGAUGGCACUUCUAAGAUGAGUUCUGAAACCGAGUCUCUAAAUCAUUUGCUUGGUACUGCAGAACAGCAGAGUCAAAAUGAAAUUUCUAUUAAUAAAUUUGGUUCAGGAUCUAAUAAUAAGGGUGUCACUGGUGGACAAAAUGUUGGUACAGAGAGUUCCUCUUCCUUCUUUAACUCAGCCUCCCCACGGUAUGGACCGGCCAGAGGAAACAGUUCCAGUUAUGUUCCAUUUGUGCCAUUACCUGCAGAUAUGUUUGCUAAGAAACCGAAUGCAGAGGAGAGUGGAGAGGCAGUUACAGGUACCGAUGAAUCUGCUGCAUCAAAAACUAGUUCGUUGACAGGCAAAGUUUUCAGGAGCAAUGAGUGUGCUAAACCAGGAGAGAGUGCAGACCAGGCUCAGAGCAAUGAUAAAGAGAAAGAACAGGCUGAAAAAUCGGAGAGAUGGUUUAAGAGAGUUGCGGAGCUGCAUAAUGUUACUGAUCUGGCUGGUGCAAUUUCAGAUGAUGACUUCCCUGAAAUUAUGCCAAUGCGUAAAGGAGAGAAUCGAUUUGUUGUCAGCAAGAAGAAAGAUCGUUCUUUAACUUCUCCAGCAUACAAGAGACGAAUGGCUACGGAGCAAGGUAACAAAACCAAUUUUGUCCCAUUUGUCCCCUUCCCACCUGAUUAUUUUUCUAAGGACAAGCCUCAACCAGAUGGGAAGGCAGAUUUGUCUAAUGAAGCUGUUGAUGAAACAACUUCAUCUUCCAACACACCAGAAAAGCUUCCAGAAAAGUUGGAUGAUGCUAGAUGGAAGGAGCUUAGUAAUGAACGUGUUCAACAAAUGGAAAAAUCUAAGAGCUGGAGUUUGGAACCUUCAAGAGAGAACCUAAAUGAGAAUAAGACUGGUUUCAUUAAUGAACCAUCAAGCAGUGGAAAAUCUUCCCCGAAGUUUGCAGAAUCCAACAGUAGGAGCAAGGAUGAUUCCAGCAAUGUAUAUUUCAAGAACGAAACUUCAGACAAUGCACCAAAUGUGACAGGAAGUUUACCCCCACUAUCUGAGAAUCAGAACAUCAGAGAGAGCUGGACUGCAAAAAGCUUGGAGGGUUCAGCAGUUAAAGAGCCGGAUCCUUUAGACAUGUCAGAGGAGGCCAAGGCAGAGAGGUGGUUUCGGCGCGUUGCCCAAAUCAAAGACAUAUCAGAACUGAGUCAGAUACCUGAUGAAGAUUUCCCAUCAAUAAUGCCGAUGCGAAAAGGGGUGAAUAGGUUUGUUGUGAGCAAGAGGAAAACACCAUUAGAAAGGAGGCUGACAUCUCCUCAGUACAGGAGAAAUCUUCCUAUUGUGAGCUCAGAUCCUACCAAAGGGGAAACCGACGGUAGCUGAAAAUUAAAUAGAAAAAGAUGGUAAUUGCUUUGAUUUUUAACCGUUUGAUUAAUCGUAAAUUGUGAUGCAGGAGAAAGAAACCAUCACAAAUAUUGGAUCUUGAUAUGUAUAAAGAAUUUUGACAUGUGAGUUAUGUGAAAUUAGUCUACGAUUUGUUUUUAAGUUCUAUGCAUGAGACUUGAAAAGACUCCAUACAUGGUCAAUUCUCUAGUCUUGUAAUAGUGAGUUCUCUGGUAGUCAAUUCUCUAGUCCUGUAAUAGUUAGUUCUCUGGUCUCGUAAUUAUUUGAGUCCAAGCUUAGUCUAUGGGUUUGUACUUGUACUGGUUUCUCUCAGAUGCAACUUGAUUUACCACUUGUACAUUAAACACGAGCACAAUUCUUGCGUUGAUCGCCA
This is a messenger RNA of Ziziphus jujuba (common jujube), 3365 nucleotides long. RefSeq names its product zinc finger protein VAR3, chloroplastic. The record is from RefSeq and is a predicted model, not a curated record. Lineage: Eukaryota; Viridiplantae; Streptophyta; Magnoliopsida; Rosales; Rhamnaceae. The coding region runs from base 257 to 2971 and encodes 904 amino acids. Gene Ontology annotation, molecular function: mRNA binding. Gene Ontology annotation, cellular component: cytoplasm. The transcript is spliced from 5 exons.